GGGUAUGAAUGGAUAGGGUCUAAUGAAACAAACAGGCUGGCUCACAAAACUGUGGAUAGUGUACCAUGCAACAACCUGGAAAGAGGAUUGACAGUCGUGAAAUACAUAGGAGAGCUAAUGAGAGAAAAUGGAUUUAACAGUGUAGCUGACAGAUAUGGAAAAUGGAUAGGUUUGUGUAAAGCAAAAUCAAAAAAUAGCUUGACAUGGAAUAAUAGGAAAUACAGAGCUGAUGGAAAUCUAAAAUUAAUAGGGUUACUCCUUCAACACAGAGCUAACAGAGACCUGGAUAGUGUAACUGAUGUAGAUCUCGCCAGUGUCAACAAGAUUAUGACAGCCUACCUAGAUACAGGAUACAGAGCUAACAGCGACAUGGAUAGUGUUUUAGACAGCUUUCAGGCAAGAGAGAUAUAA
Messenger RNA from Rasamsonia emersonii CBS 393.64, 411 nucleotides. RefSeq lists its product as uncharacterized. Lineage: Eukaryota; Fungi; Ascomycota; Eurotiomycetes; Eurotiales; Trichocomaceae. The annotation marks the transcript as partial. The transcript has 14 exons. The record is from RefSeq and is a predicted model, not a curated record.